CUGCGAUGAUCAAGUGCGGUUGUGCAUUGGGAAAGGUGUAAUGUGAUGCUGAAUUUCAAGAGAAAAUCCGCAAUUUUGACGCUUUUCCACAGAAAAUUUCGGAAAACUGUUCAGUAUACACAGUGAGCUAGUGAUACCGCAAAAAAAUGGACGUUUCCACGCAAGAUUCGACCCGAUAGUGAUCUGUCGAUCAUCUGGCGCCGUCUUGACCUGGGCCAAGAAACCCAUGUUUGGUUCAAGUAAAAAUAACACGCAGAAUUUUUUCCAGUUCGGGCGAUAUUGAGAAUCAGCUUUGCUUUUUCAACAUGAUUUUGCCGUUUUAUAAAUCGCUGAUGUUUUUGGCCCUUUUCGGGACAUUCGAUAAUCUAUAAACGAGGAAGCAUGAAAAAAUAGCCUAUAUUUAGAUGGAUCUGACUAUCGUAAAUAUGAGCAGUGAUGCAAAAACGCGUAUAUACACCAGCAAUGCCCAUGCUGCGGUAGCGAAUACACCCCAAGUGACAACAAAAUGUGAGUACUACAAUAGUACCUGCAGCAGUCAACAAGGUUGUGAAGAGGUCGAAGAAUGUGGACACCCAGAAGAGGGACAACAGAACCACUGUUACGUGUUGUGGACUAUGGAGAAUGGAACAAUCACUGUCUCAUUGAAGGGUUGUUUCCUGAACGCUGCCGAUUGUGUAAACCAAACAAAAUGCGUGGAGAAAUCACAGAAUCCCAAGAACAACUUGUUGUAUUGCUGCUGUGAAGGGAACAUGUGCAACACGAAUUUUUCUUGGGAACCUGCACCUACGGAACCACCGCCGCCUAGUACUGCAGUACCAGCAUUCGACGAUAUAAAUUAUACUCUGUAUUGCAGUAUUUUCAUCCCACUGUUUGUGGGAUUUGUCAUUUUAGUAGCUGCAGCCGUUUUCUUCUGGACUCGAAAAAACAAGCAUUACUUCAACGGGUGGGGUGUAAGUGGAUAUUAUCUUUUUAAGUUACCGACGUCGGAACCGAAUCCUCCUCCACCGCCGUCAUCUCCGUUUCUCGACACCAGACCUAUCCAGCUUUUGGAAAUCAAAGCUAGGGGUCGAUUCGGCGCUGUAUGGAAGGCGCAGUUCAAGACCGAAGAGGUCGCUGUCAAGAUAUUCCCCAUACAGGACAAGCAAUCUUGGCAGACUGAACAAGAUAUCUUCAAACUAGCCUAUAUGGAUCAUCCGAACAUUCUGCAUUACAUUGGCGUCGAGAAGAGAGGAGACAAUCUCCAAGCUGAAUUCUGGUUGAUAACAGCAUAUCAUGACAAAGGGUCGCUAUGUGAUUACUUAAAGGCGCACACUCUGACGUGGAACGAGUUGUGUCGCGUGGCAGAAACUAUGUCGAGAGGUUUGAUGCAUCUUCACGAAGCUAUACCCGGAAGGCUACCAGGGGAGCCAUCGAAACCCUCAGUGGCCCACAGAGAUUUUAAGAGCAAAAACGUGCUUUUGAAGAGUGACAUGACAGCUUGUAUUGCCGAUUUUGGCCUGGCUAUCAUUUUCAAGCCUGGAGAGUCCUGUGGAGAUACGCAUGGUCAAGUAGGAACGAGACGAUACAUGGCCCCGGAAGUCCUAGAAGGCGCGAUAAACUUCACCUCGGACGCGUUCCUGCGCAUCGACAUGUACGCUUGCGGUCUCGUCCUGUGGGAGCUCGCGUCUCGGUGCACGGCGCAGGACGGACCUGUUCCAGAGUACAGGCUGCCUUUCGAAGAGGAGGUGGGGCAGCACCCCACCUUGGAGGACAUGCAGGAGGCUGUGGUGCAGAGAAAAGUGCGGCCGCACAUACAGAAGCAUUGGAGGCACCACGCGGGCUUAGCUUCAAUGUGCGACACGAUGGAAGAAUGCUGGGACCACGACGCUGAAGCGAGACUUUCAGCGUCUUGCGUCAUGGAACGAGUCAUGUUGCAGUCCAAGUACCAACAAUCCGCUUUGGGCGGCUGGAGGAUAGAAAACGAAACGCCUAACGCGCCCCCCAAAGACUUCAGUAUCAGCAUGUAGAAUUAAGCAGACAGAAGCUAGGAGGGUAUUGUACCUGCAAUUGCAUAGAAAGGAGUACCUGUAAAACGAAGCAGCUCGUUGCCACACUAGAUUUUCAUGUUGAAAAAUAGUUUUAUAUUCCAAAUCAUGUCAAACAUUUGGUCAGCUGAAACGUGAUUGAUUUUAGAGCGUUUCACGUUAUUUGAUAGCGAUGAACGAAGAUGUAUUUUAUUUAGGCGACAUAAAUUUGGAAUUAAAACUAUAUCAGAUUCAUAAGUAAUGCCAAAAAGGUUCGAUUCGUGAACCUCACCAUUCCAUGUGCCAACAAUAGUUAAAUAGGGGGAAUCUCUCUGUUUUUAAACAGACUGACCAUAAUCAUUUUUAUGUGUGGUGACUAACCAAUAUAAGAAAUAAACUACGAAUGUGUAUCUUUGCUUUCAGAAAAAAAAAACAACAGGCAGGAGUGCGAUCGUUAAAAGGCUGACACAGGUUGACUCUUGACUCAGCUCUUUGCUAAUUUAGAACGCGAAAGCCCAAAAGAAUUACAGUAGAUAAAUCUCGAAUUCUUCCUGAAUUCCUCCGGGCUUUGAGUAUUAAAGGAGGGGGCACAGACCUCACGGUGAAUCUAGCUCAAACUUCGGAAUUUAGCUCUUCGGAGCAUCCCGAUCAAAAGUUUUCAUGGGCUCUUAACAAUCCUACGAAGCGUUUCCUUGAUAUACAGGGUGUGCCAAGAAUGCGAGAAUGGAGUAAUGUUCAACUAUUUAUGGUAUCCGAGGGCACAUUUCUAAAAUACUCACAAUUAUAUAGGGUGUGCCAAUUCCAACGUCAAAAACAUUUCCUUUUAAUGGAAGGCCGUGUCUUUUAUUUCACAUUCGGGUAGGCCUUUUUAAAAGAAGAAGAUCGAUAUAACCUCGGUACUUGUCGGUUUUGAUUGUUAGUUAUUGACCUAAAAAAUACCUCAUCAGUUGUCUUGACAAUUUACAUCAGUGGAGGCAUUUAAGUUGAUGAAUGCUUCAAUCUUUUCAUUUCAGUAUUAAAAAAUCUAAUCGAAAAGAAGUGACUUGUCCUUGACAUGACCUUGAAUGUUAUGGUCCGUUUCAUCAAUACACUAAUGCAAACUCUCAAAUAUGCAGGUUGUCAAACUGCGGUGUUUCUUAGAUAAAAAACCCAACAGGCAAUAACUAAUAAACCAUAAGUAAGUCAUUUCAAUCUUCCUCUUUUAAAAGGGCCUAUCCGAAUGUGUAAUAAAACGUACAAACUUGCAAUUAAAAAAAAUUAAGGUCGAGCAAAACUGGAACACGCUGUAUAAUUGUGAGUAUUUGAGAAAUGUGUCCUUGGGUACCAUGUAUAAUAACCAAUAAAUAAGUGUCUUUGACGAGUUUUCGUUUAGGAGAAAUACUCCGUUCUCGCAUGCUUGAGACCAUGUAUAUCAUGGAAACGCUUGAGAACUUUUGAUCAAGGUGUUCUGGUGAGGUUUUCCCUAAAGUUUGAGCAAGAUUUACCGUAAGGAGGACGCUGGAAUUGAUACUGCUUGUCUGACACGACUUGUUUGCUAUUUUUUUCUGAGGGCAUAGACACGUGCUAUUAAACAAAUUUUCUGUGACGCGACGGACGUUUUUACCGUAUUUCGCGCCGCGUCUAACAUUUUGAGUAUUUCUUUUUGUACGGUGUUGUAGAAAAAUAUACAGAUGUCUUAGGGUUAGUACAAUGAUGCGGAUGAAAGUAUGAUAUGCCUGGGAAACGGUUCACAUUUUUUCGGAAUAUUUAAAAUUUCAGAUGAACGCUCUUGAUUGACAAAAUUCGUGUACGCGUGCAUUUUUUUAGAAGUUACAUAUCAAUUCUGCAUGAAUUCGUGAAAUUUGAAUUGUAUAUAUUUUUUAUAUUAACGAUAAACGUCUCUUUAAUAUAAUAUUUGUUGUACGGGAACAUUGUGCUAAAAAGUAGGAAAAUAAAUCGACUACUGGUAUAUUUAGUAUUUGUUGUUUAUACAGGGUGAUUCAGAAAACGGAAGCGUUUUUUGCGAAAACUAUGCGAGAUGUCCUGUUUUUAUGAGAGGAAAAAUGAGGUCUUUUACAUGAAAAAAAAUCGUUGGGAGAGUUGCGAAAAAACUUUGCUGUAAUUUAAGUAGGGGUGGGGGCAGUUUUCACCCUUCUCGAACUUUUUCAGUUUUUUUUUUUGUAAAAGUCAAAUAUUAGGACGUUUAGCAAAACGGUGUUGACUUGACGUAGAAACAGUGAUGACCAAAAAUUUUCGUGGCUGAAGUUGUGACAGUAGCGUGGAAAUUGGAAAAUUCAAUGCCCCACAGAAAGAAAAUCAUUUUCCACGUCACUAACUUUUUGGGAACAUCUAUUACAUAUUUUAAUAAUAUAUUAGAUUCUCCGUGCACUGCCUGUUUUCUUGUUAUAAUAUACGUAAUAGUAAUAAUAGACGUCUUCGUUUUAUAUACAAUAACAUAGUAAUGCAGCUGAAUCACCCUGUAUAUUAGAUGUGAUAUUAAAAGAUUAUACUUCUGUGCACACACAACACGACGUCUCGAAAAACCUGUUUUUGUGUACGGCCACUUUUUUAGAAGAAAUUCAGAUGAACGCUACAACCCACAAAAAAUAAUAAACAUACCUACAAGUCGGAUUGUUUUCCUUCAUAAAAUUAUAUGCAUAACUGUUACAUUUAGAUCAGAGAAGAAUAUUAUGUUUGUAGGGAAAAUCAGGAUGGUAUAUUUUUAAUGAAUACGAUAUUUUGCAGAAAAUAUUGAAAGAGACGUAACGUAAUGUUGAAAGGAAAUAUGAGAAUAUUUUUUUAAUUGUUGAGACAGAAUCUACGAUACCUGAACUUGGAUUUUUCAGUUUUUAAAGUUAUAGGAUUGGUCGAAAUUAUAUAGAAAAGAAAUAUUCAAAGCAUGAAUAUUUUCUAUGAAAAAAAAUAUCUUAUUAUGGUACUGUAUUUACUUUGUCUACAUACGUUUUGGAGAAUAUAAUAUACACAUUUGAGGAGCUGAACAGUUCCAUUGUAUCAAAGUUUCAAUGACGAAGGUCUGACCUGCAGAAUUCGUAGGCUAGGAUUGAAAGUACGAAAAUGUAAAUUACACAAAGUUUUACCCAGAAACUAGAGUAUACUUUCCAAAAAAUCUUCGGAAAAGUAUACUGUGGUUUUUGGAUAAGAGGGUGGGCUCAAUUUUGGACUUGGACUAUGAUUUUUCCAGAAUUACUUGGUGGACGAGACAAGAAUUAUCUGUUGUUCGAUCCAAAACUAGACCGUUGUUUUUUUUUUUAGUUUCAACAUCACUGUCGUCUGUUCCUUUAUCCAAUUGGACUUCAGAGAAUUUUCAAUACUUUCAGGUUAAAAACAAGUCUGGUGAUUAUAAAAAUCCCGAAGUGCAAUCACCGAAAUCCCCUACUUCUAAAUAGUGGUAACAGACUUUGACGCAUUGAGGCUGUUCAGCGAUUUUUUUAGGAAUUUGUGAGACUGAAAUUGGACAUAUUAACAGAAAUAAUCGUAUUAUUCAUUCGAAAAAAAAAAAGAAUAAUCUAACCUGCUUUAAGAUUUAACUUUUUAGCAUCUAGUUAUUUUAGUUCUUCCAUUUAUAAGUGUAAACAAACGGUUUAGGAAUCUAUAGUACAGAGUAUUUUAUAAGAGAAUUUUUACGUAAACACUAUCCGUUUAAACUUGAUCUAAAGUUCUGCGACAUCGAGAAGAUUUUUCAGUUUGUUGACUUUGUACGAUUUCUUUUGAUCGUCAUGUAAUCUCGGUAACCACAGCAACGAUUUAGGGUUAUUGUCAUUCAAACGGACUUUAGUUUCAUUACAGUAAUUUACAGUCUCAUCAUGUUGCUUCAUUUUCCAAUAACAGCAGGUUGCAAUUUUAAGUCUAAACGGAUAGUUUUUCAUGUUAUUUGUAUGAAGGCAGCUGAUUUUUUCGUAGUUCUACACACACUGAUCUUUGGGUUGCUCACAUACGUAUACGGGGUGAUAAAAUGUAAACAUAGUAAAAAUAUAAGUGUUACACUAAGAAAAAUGUUAUUGAAUAUAGGGUGUAAAAUUCAUCCUCUUUAUAGUGAGUGCGGUAGACCUGGACCACUGAAUAAAAGAAAAUAUCUAUAAACAAAUAAUUAUGAAUUUAUCUUAAAUACGUCUAACGGCUGACCUAUAUUCAACUUUUUGGAGUUGGAGUUUCGAAAUGGCCGGGAGAAACUUACAGGUAGUUUGUCCUAGGGCAUAUUCCGUAAAAAAAUCAUUUUUUUGUAGUACACACGCUGCACAAGAAAUACUAUUUAAUGGUGACCUUGGCCAUGACUCUCAAGGUCAACUUAAACUUUUACGACCUUCAUCCUUUACACCUGUCGUUCCAUUUUUGAGUUCCAAAGUGAGUGAAGGUCGUUUUCAAGGUCAUUGUCAAGGUCACCCCCAAACGUAAGAUUUUCUGAUCUUUCACUCUGCGAUCUCAUGUUAUACGAUUUUCAAGUUAACCUAUGAAUGACCUUGAAGGACAUUUUCAAGGUCACUGUUCAGGUCACCUUCAAACGUAAUAUUUUCUGAUCUUUCAUUCUGCGAGAUCAAAAACAUGAGUUCGUGUUAUACGAUUUUCAAGUUAGCCUGUUAAUGAUCUUGAAGGGCA
This is a messenger RNA of Acanthoscelides obtectus, 6596 nucleotides long. NCBI's taxonomy places the organism in Eukaryota, Metazoa, Arthropoda, Insecta, Coleoptera, Chrysomelidae. The record is from the annotation of a GenBank genome assembly.